Messenger RNA from Oryctolagus cuniculus (rabbit), 1509 nucleotides. The record is from RefSeq and is a predicted model, not a curated record. Lineage: Eukaryota; Metazoa; Chordata; Mammalia; Lagomorpha; Leporidae.
CCAUCCAGACCAGACCAGGGGGGUAUCAGGGACCCAGGCACUGUGCCCAUCCCCCCUGCCAUGUGGGAACUGCGCUCAGCCUCCUUCUGGAGGGCCAUAUUCGCCGAGUUCUUUGCCACCCUCUUCUAUGUCUUUUUUGGGCUGGGCGCCUCACUGCGCUGGGCCCCCGGACCCCUCCAUGUCUUACAGGUGGCUUUGGCCUUUGGCUUGGCCCUGGCUACGCUGGUGCAAGCUGUGGGCCACAUCAGUGGAGCCCACGUCAACCCAGCAGUCACUUUUGCUUUCCUUGUGGGCUCCCAGAUGUCCCUGCUCCGGGCCAUCUGCUAUAUGGCAGCCCAGCUCCUGGGGGCUGUGGCUGGGGCCGCUGUGCUGUACAGUGUUACCCCAGCUGCCGUCCGAGGAAACCUAGCACUCAAUACGCUGCAUCCUGGGGUGAGCUUGGGCCAGGCUACCACGGUGGAGAUCUUCCUGACGCUCCAGUUCGUGCUCUGCAUCUUUGCCACAUACGACGAGAGGCGGAAUGGCCGCCUGGGCUCUGUGGCCCUGGCCGUUGGCUUCUCCCUCACCCUGGGGCACCUCUUUGGGAUGUAUUAUACUGGCGCAGGCAUGAAUCCUGCCCGCUCCUUUGCUCCUGCCAUUCUUACCCGGAACUUCACCAACCACUGGGUGUACUGGGUGGGCCCAAUCAUUGGAGGGGGUCUGGCCAGCCUCCUCUACGACUUUCUCCUCUUCCCCCGGCUCAAGAGUGUUUCUGAGAGACUGUCUAUCCUCAAGGGUGCCAGGCCCAGUGACUCCAAUGGACAACCGGAGGGCACAGGGGAGCCUGUUGAACUGAAGACCCAGGCCCUGUAAAAGUUCCAGCUGCAGAGAGGGAGUAGAGAGCUGCUGGGUUUAUGUGGAGGGGCUGAGCCCACCUUUAGAUGAAGAAAGAGACUGUGGGAAGGGGCAUGUACUUCUUUAUUUUUUAACUUAUGUGUGUGUUUUUUUUUCCCCUUUUGCUGUGUGAAAUCUUUCAAGUUGCAUUCAUGAGCUGGUUGGUGCAAACUUCCCUUCCUCCCCAUCUCACCUCCCUUCGCCGUGUGUGCAGGAACACGACUGUGCGUAUGAAUGUGGGUGCGUGUGGUUGUGUCUGAGUUUCGGGGCAUGAGAGUCAGGGAAGGGAAAAGUGUCCCCCCACAGUCCAGUGUGGUGAGCACCUGAUUUCUGGGGGAGCAGGGAAGCACGGAGCUGCUCCUCUCAAGAGGCAGAUGGAGAGAAGAGGAGGAAACGACGCCUUCCAAGGGUUGGGAGAAGGAGCUCUCCAGGGUUGUGGGGGAGACAGGAAAUGGAGGAAUCAGCCCCAGACCAGGAUGCAAGUGUACCAAAAAUUUUAGGGAAGUAAACAAGAGUAUACAGCCUGCUAACCUCAGGGAUGCUUGCCCAGGGACUUGGGUGCGGAAGUAACUCUGAGAAAAGUGAACGCUGGGAUUUGAGCUGUUCUGUAAAGCCACAUAAACCUGUCUACAUCCA